AUGUUCAUUGGCAAUGUACCCCCUGAACGUCCCCUCUCGCCAAUUUUCACGACAGACUUCAAGAACCCACAAAUGUGCCGUAAUGGCUUGCAAGAAGAUGGUGUGGUCAAAAUAAACCGUAUUCCUCUUAUGCGCACUGCGGUGGUACAGAUACUGAAUGCAGAAUCUCCGAGUUGCAUUUGGGUGUGCCUUACCAAUCAUAUAACGGAAAGCUUGACAUUCACAGAACCAUAUGAUCUUGUGCAGCGUUGUGAAUCGGGUGGCAUUAAUGGGGGAAAUGAUCUCAAAGAAUUUGAAUACUGUUUGGCACCUAUAAUGGAUAGGACUUAUGGGCGAUGUCGAGUGCUUGAGGUGAUGGAUACCAGGGUUAAGGUAUUCUUUAUCGAUGAAGGUGUUAGUGCUUGGGUAGCGAAAGAUUGCUUAGCGUGCAUGCCACUGGAAUUGGCGUACCAUCCAUGGCAAGCCAUUAUGGUUUCUCUAUGUGGAGUCGGUGUGCGACACCCUCUCCGUCAAGGCAAGCAGGCAAAACCUGCGUGGACCGAGAAGGAAUGUGUUUCCUUCCGUCGCCUUCUCAAUGCGUUUCCUUUGUUUAAAACGCGCACUGUGAAGUCCUCUUUUGUUCACAAUGAUUAUAGAAAGGCUGUACAGGAUAUGAAGAAUCAUCUUCUAAGAAUAUCAUUUGUGAAUAACGAAUUGGGCAGGGGUGCUAAGGUCGAGCUCUAUGGAAUUCCGGAGGGAUACACGGACACGUCUGAAAGUGUUGGCCUAUGUAUUGCCGCUCUAUUUUGCGGUCAGCGACGAGGGCGACUUCGAAGUCAGAGGGUGGCAAAUGCAGCAGAAUUUGAACCGGCGUUGAAUAUUCAAGAAGAAAAUCCUCCUCGACUGGAAGACAUCCCUCUAUUUCGAAGGCAUUUUCCAGCUGACUGGAAAAGGGCUUCUGCUGCCGGUGAUCAGGCAUCCUUAAAUGAAAACAUGAUCGAAUGGCGUGACUGGUCCCCUCAAAUUGCACGUGUCCCGCCUCUGGAAGUGGAAUGGCUUGAUAAUAACGGAUACUGUACGUUAGGACAGCAGUACCUCAUGAAUGUUGAGGGUUCACAAACUCAGUCUCCAUACGAGUUCUAUGCUCGACCUAUCCGCAGAGGACGUGUUCGAGUGGCUAAAACGGAUAUUGAUUCCGGUGAUGAAGAUCAGCUUCAGUCUGAAACAGAAGCUAUGCUGAAUGCACAUGAUGAAUUGAAAAAGAAGGCCACAAUCCUAGACACCUUCUAUUCGCUUGAGGACAACAGAAGCCCACUUGAAAGCAAUCAGUGUGCAAAUUGGCUGAAGGACAAUAUUCGAGUGUUUGCAAUUUGUGCUUGUUCAGAGGAACGUGCUGUAUAUACUGGAGAAUGGCAACGUGUAGAGGUCCUUUCAUGUGACGUGUUUGCAAACGUCCUCUUCCUCGAUUCUGGUGGAACAGAGCUUGUCCUAUCAUACAGUCUUUACAAAAUCCAUCCUAUGCAUUGUACUUAUCCACCACUCUGCAUGCAACUCUGCAUGUACGGAGUUGGGCCAUGCAACACUGAUGGACGGCUUGAGUGGAGUGAAGGUGCGAAAAAUGAGUGGAGGAAACUUCUUCGUGAGGAUUUGCCAAUGUCCAUGUCAGUAGUUGCACGUCUGAAUAAAGCCAACGACAAUAGGGUAUUGCAAAGCAACGAACCCGCAUGGAAGCGUCCUGGUGUGCUGUUUGUCCAAUUUCUCAAGGUUCACGGUGAUACUGAUACGAUCUUGAAGAAGUUCUGCAGCCAUUCUCGUUUUCCUCACAAUGGCGUCAUCCAAGAAGUGGAAGAAGAAAGGAAAUAUCUUGUAGAAUCACAGUGCAAGGUUACAGUUUUUGUGUUCAUGGGCAUAGCUGCUGAGCAAGGUGCAAUCCUCACACACCUUCUUGAUGAGAACGAUGAUCAUGGAGCACAAGACGGUAAUCGUCGCAUAGCGAUUGCUGCUUAUAGUCGGCUCCGAAUGUGUACAACAAGAUGGGCACGAUUCACACUUGAUUAG
This is a messenger RNA of Necator americanus (New World hookworm), 2037 nucleotides long. RefSeq lists its product as uncharacterized. The transcript has 17 exons. NCBI's taxonomy places the organism in Eukaryota, Metazoa, Nematoda, Chromadorea, Rhabditida, Ancylostomatidae. The coding region runs from base 1 to 2037 and encodes 678 amino acids. The record is from RefSeq and is a predicted model, not a curated record.